This is a messenger RNA of Marmota monax (woodchuck), 4322 nucleotides long. It is a transcript of the gene Cyth4, whose product is annotated as cytohesin 4. Gene Ontology annotation, biological process: regulation of ARF protein signal transduction. The transcript has 14 exons. The coding region runs from base 1866 to 2879 and encodes 337 amino acids. Lineage: Eukaryota; Metazoa; Chordata; Mammalia; Rodentia; Sciuridae. Gene Ontology annotation, molecular function: guanyl-nucleotide exchange factor activity. The record is from RefSeq and is a predicted model, not a curated record.
UUUCUCAAGUGGGAGCCGAUGAAAGGGGCUUCGGGAGCGGAACAUCCGGGGCUCAGCCAGGACGGGACACCCCUGGCCUGCCUCGGGCUCCUGGGCAAAUGCAGAGCUGGGGGAGCAGGUGCUGUCCCCAGCAGUCCUCCCGGGGUGCAUGUGGCGCCUGGGUGUUUCCUUCCGUCUGUCUGUCUCUUUAUGCCCCUCGCUCUCUUCCCUGCGGUCCCUUCCGUGCUCACACCCCACAAGCAGAGGUCCCCGGCAGAACUGAUGGAGGAAGUGCCGCUGCAGACCCCGCCACUUCCUCCCACGUGGGCUGGGCGGGGCCGGAGGAGGCUGGCACAGCCAGGUGACACUCCCCGCCUGGCCACCAAAGCAGCUGCGGGGUUAACGCCCGGGAGCAGGGCCACCUUCCCCCAGGGCCUUGGGAUGGACCUGUGUCACCCAGGCAGUGGGUGGCCAGGUGCCGCCCACAGCGCUGCCCUCCGGGUCUCCUGCCCACUGUCUCGGGGACACCUCCCGCAGGCCUCUGGCUCUCAGAUCUGCAGUUUCUCCUCGAGCCCAGCACUGACCAACCACCUGUCACCAGGCUUGGGGGUCUCCCCCUCCUCAUGAGGUCACAAGGGGCAGGACCCCAAGCUCUCCCAAGAGCCUGGGCCUCCCCAGGGCCUCCGCACCCCGUGCUCCCCUGGCUCAUCUGUUCGCUGAACGCGCUGUCACCAUUGAUGGCCAGGUCCCCUCUGACUCUGUUCUGACAGGGGCAGGAGAGUCGUCUGAUCCCAGGGGUCCACCUGGCUGUGCCUGUUCUGUCCUCGGUCCCCACACAGGACAGGAACCUACCUGCCGGACGACGGUCCGAGCCCUUUCGAGGGGCUGGCUGAGAGCCCACGCCCAGCGCUGCAGUGCAGACACCUUCCCUGGCUAGGGGUGGGCUCCGCGGUCACCCUCCAGACUGGUGGCCAGCUCAGAGCUGUGGUCCCCAGGGUCACAUGGGGGAGUGGGCCCCAGGGGCAGUGAUCACCCUGCCCUGCCCCCAGGACAUGGCCUCACGCUUUACUCACUCUUAGCUGGGCCUGGGGCAGCGCCGUGGGCUCCCCACAGCCUUCCCCCAGCAAUGACGGGGCCCCAUAGUGCCAGCGUGAGGUCCAGGACCAACGUCCACUCCAACCCCACGUCUAUAGACCAGGAAAGUGGCCGUGAACCAGGUGGACCCUGGGCAGGCUGGACCCAGCCAGAGCCCUGCUCAAGAUCUGGCCUCUGUAGGCCCCACUCUGAUGGGACCCAGAUGACACUUCUGUCCUAAGUGCCCCUGUCAGCCUGGGUCCUGUGGCCAACAUCCUCAAAAUAUGUGGAGAUCCCCGUCCCCCCAAUAGGUGGGGCAAUAGGUCACAGGUGCUUUUUUACAAAGAACAGGAAGUUGUCACCAUAGAUCUUUGCCACAGUGUUACAGGGGAGGGCCUGAAAACUGGGUCAAGUCAGAAAUGAGGGGAGGGGGCUGCACUUUUAGUGGAGUGGCUGUCCCUGGGAGGGGACAUCCUUGGGCUGAGCCAGCUAAUUCCCAGGGAGGGACCUGGCUGUGAGUCAUGGGCAAGGUGCACCCCAGCAGUGGGGGGACGGGUGGCUUGUUCCUGAGGAGGACAGCUGGGCACUAUGCACGGGCUGGACCUUCCUAUGUGCUGGAUACUUGUGGGUGUUUGACAUUCCUGACAGCCACCCUCUGAGACGCAGCCGAGCUGAGCAGUGGGGAGGCCGAGGAGCUGCAGAGGAUCAGAUGGCACCGGGACCAGCUCCUGGAGGACAUCCAGAAGCUGAAGGAGGAGAUCGCGGAUGUGUUUGCCCAGAUCGACUGCUUCGAGAGCGCCGAGGAGAGCCGGAUGGCCCAGAAGGAGAAGGAGCUUUGCAUGGGAAGGAAGAAGUUCAACAUGGACCCCGCGAAGGGCAUCCAGUACCUCACUGAGCACAAGCUGCUGACCCCGGACGUCCAGGACAUCGCCCAGUUCCUGUAUAAGGGCGAGGGCCUCAGCAAGACGGCCAUCGGCACCUAUCUGGGGGAGAGGGACCCCACCAACCUGCAGGUCCUCCAGGCCUUUGUGGACUGCCACGAGUUUGCCAACCUCAACCUCGUCCAGGCCCUCAGGCAGUUCCUCUGGAGCUUCCGGCUGCCCGGGGAGGCCCAGAAGAUCGACAGGAUGAUGGAGGCCUUCGCCGCCCGCUACUGCCUCUGCAACCCCGGGGUCUUCCAGUCCACAGACACCUGCUACGUGCUGUCCUUCUCCAUCAUCAUGCUCAACACGGGCCUGCACAACCCCAGCGUCCGCGACAGGCCGCCUUUCGAGCGCUUCGUGUCCAUGAACCGCGGCAUCAACGACGGCAGUGACCUGCCCGAGGAGCAGCUUCGGAACCUCUUCGACAGCAUCAAGAGGGAGCCCUUCUCCAUCCCUGAGGACGAUGGCGGCGACCUCACCCACACCUUCUUCAACCCUGACCGUGAGGGCUGGCUGCUCAAGCUGGGGGGCCGCGUGAAGACCUGGAAGCGGCGCUGGUUCAUCCUGACGGACAACUGCCUCUACUACUUCGAGUUCACCACUGACAAGGAGCCCCGGGGGAUCAUCCCCCUGGAGAACCUCUCGGUGGAGAAGGUGGAGGACCCCAAGAAGCCGUUCUGCCUGGAGCUGUACAACCCCAGCUGCCGCGGCCAGAAGAUCAAGGCCUGCAAGACAGACGGCGAGGGCAAGGUGGUGGAGGGCCGGCACGGCUCCUACCGCAUCUCGGCCUCCAGCGCCGAGGAGCGGGACCAGUGGAUCGAGGCCAUCCGGGCCAGCAUCACCCGUGUCCCCUUCUACGACCUGGUCUCCGCUCGGAAGAAGAAGAUCGCCAGCAGGAAGUGAGGCUCCCGGGAGGUGGCACGGGGCCGGCACCCUGGUCCCCUGGACUUGUGGAACCCCUCCCCCAGGGCGCCCUCUCCGGGCCACAGACACCGCCACCCGCCAGGGGUGGGCAGGACGGAGGACACAGAGCCUGGCUGUGAGACCGACGCGCAGCUCUGGGGCGAGCCCGGAGCCCUGGCCCAGGCCCACUGCAGUGAGGGCCAGGAGAAGGGCGGAGAGAAGCCAGCUGGACCCGGACACCCAGCCCUCCCUGGGCAGCCUGUCCUCAGCCCUUUGCUCUCAGAAGUUCCGCAGCCCUCCAAGCGGGGGGCUGAGGCUCCUGGGGCUUCCGCCCUCGCCAACCCUCCACCUGCUCAGGUCUGCAGGUCGGGCCCCACUCUCGCUGCCUGAGACCCACGAACAGGACCCAGGAGCCCAGACCCACGGUCCAGACCUACCUCUGGCCCUCCCCGCGCCCUCGGCCAAGCCGGGCCCCUCCCUGGUUCCUGCAGAACCACAGAGUUUGGACUGGAAACGUCUGGGCCUGCGGGUUCCAGGCCCAUGAGCAGCUAGGGCCGGUGGCACUGGUCUGCUGAGCUGGGUGACAGUCCUGGCUGCUGGGGGAGCAGGGCAGACUCCACCCCAGGCUGUCCACCUGGGAGGCAGGACAGGCAGGACUCCAGCAGGACGGUGCUGCCAUCAGGGUGGAGCUUUGCAGGCCUGGUCCCCAGGAGGACUUCCUGGAGGCAGCGGCCAAACCCAGGAGCAGCACACGGGGUCCAUGCGUGGAGAGGCAGCGUCUCCCUUGGUUUCCCUGCUGGACCCUGGCCAGCACCGCCACGGUAGUGAGGGGUGGCACAGCGGGUCCCAGCGCCCCAGGCCCUGCCCAGUGCAGCACAUGGGAGAGCAGGGCCACCAACCCCAGGCAGACAGCUCUGUCUCCAGGGAGGCUCCGCCUGGAGGAGGAUCCGGGGACAGUCUUCCCAGAAGCUCUGCAGGGAGCCUCCCUGGCAAGGCAGCAGGAAGCGGGCAGCAGGUUCCCCAGGAGGAGCCGCAGUGGCCACGUGGCCCUCCGCCCCCCGCCCCACCCUGGUGCACGCUGUCCAGGGGCCAGGUGGAGAGGCCACAGAAGGUGGUGGGAGCUCUGUCUGGAGAUGGCAGGUACCUGGCAGCCGUGUUGCACCCCUGCGGGCAUCGGCAGGACAUGUGGGGACUUCUUCGGAUCACAGCCUGUGGCGCCGCCCCAUUAGGCCAGUGAAAGGGCCUCAGGGGUCCGUGGAAGGAACACUGGCCGGGGGCUGAGGUCAAGGUCCUCUCCUGCCUCUGGCUCACGUGAACUCUGCGACCUUCAUCUAUUCCUGCCCUCGCUGGUCCCCAGCUCCUCCCAUCAGCAAAGGACAGGCACGAGUGGCUGAUCUGAUGGUCUCUCGGACAGAGGACAGAAUAAAGUCCCCGUCCAGCGCG